Messenger RNA from Malania oleifera, 1448 nucleotides. RefSeq names its product probable pectate lyase 4. The coding region runs from base 157 to 1299 and encodes 380 amino acids. The record is from RefSeq and is a predicted model, not a curated record. Lineage: Eukaryota; Viridiplantae; Streptophyta; Magnoliopsida; Santalales; Ximeniaceae. Gene Ontology annotation, molecular function: pectate lyase activity. The transcript has 5 exons.
UUUGUUCAAUCCUAUCUCAUCACAGUCAAGAGCCUCUCCCUCUCUCGCCCCAUCCCUCGCGCCAGCUCCUAACGUACUUUUGUGAGGGAAACAUUGAGCGGAAAAUUGUGCGUCAGUUUCAACUAUCGACUUCAAAGAAAACGUCCGUCAUCAUCAAUGGGGAACGUCCACGGUCAUCGGAAGAACCGGUACGCCGCGAACGUCUCUGUCCCCGCCGUACCAGCUGCUCCUCCCUAUAUAUACGGGUCUCAAGAUCCCACUACAGCUGCCCAGAUCCCGACUCCCACCAACCCCACCAUUACCAUGUCCACUCAGCCCUACGCUCACGUCGACUCCGCCUUGAGGGCUCUCGCUGCCCAGGCCGAGGGCUUCGGCCGCUUUGCCGUCGGCGGCCUCCACGGCCCCGCUUAUCACGUCACCUCGCUAGCAGAUGAUGGGCCAGGAUCACUUCGUGAUGGAUGUCGUAGGAAAGAACCACUUUGGAUUGUCUUUGGAGUUUCUGGAACUAUUCAUCUCUCGUCUUACCUGAAUGUGUCAUCUAAUAAGACCAUCGAUGGUCGGGGCCAAAGGAUAAAACUCACAGGUAAAGGUUUGAGGCUGAAGGAGUCCGAACAUGUAAUCAUAUGCAAUCUAGAGUUUGAAGGCGGUAGAGGACAUGAUGUUGAUGGCAUCCAAAUAAAACCCAAUUCAAAACACAUAUGGAUAGAUCGUUGCAGCCUUCGUGAUUAUGAUGAUGGACUGAUAGAUAUCACCCGAGGAAGCACUGACAUUACUAUUUCCAGGUGUCACUUUUCACAGCAUGAUAAGACGAUGCUCAUAGGAGCAGAUCCCACUCACACAGAUGACAGAUGUAUUCGGGUGACCAUUCACCAUUGUUUUUUCGACGGGACACGGCAGCGACAUCCUCGUGUUAGAUUUGGCAAGGUGCAUUUGUACAACAAUUACACCAGAAACUGGGGAAUUUAUGCUGUUUGUGCCAGUGUUGAAUCUCAGAUAUACUCCCAAUGCAAUAUUUAUGAAGCAGGGCAGAAGAAAGUGGCUUUUAAAUACCUCACGGAGAAGGCAGCUGACAGGGAAGAGGCAAGGACUGGCUUCAUAAGGUCUGAAGGGGACUUAUUCAUAACUGGAACUCAAGCAGGUUUAUUGAUCGAGGCCAACGAAGAUGUGAUGUUCCAUCCCAGCGAAUACUACCCCACAUGGACUCUGGAAGCUCCAUCUGAUGCUCUUAAACAUGUUCUCCAUCAUUGCACAGGAUGGCAGUCUGUUGCCUUGCCUGCUGAUGUGCAAUUGGUUGCAUAGCAGAUAGCAGCCUCAUGAAAACAGAUAUAUAUAUAUAUAUAUAUGUAUAGGCAUCUUAGCUUGCUGUACUAUGGGACGGUAAAUGUCAUUGCAGUGUGUAAAUUGAGACCCUUAAUGAUAAAGAUAGAAAUUUGUGAUCUCUCAGAAAA